Molecule: messenger RNA, 615 nt
Organism: Penicillium longicatenatum
Lineage: Eukaryota; Fungi; Ascomycota; Eurotiomycetes; Eurotiales; Aspergillaceae
Exons: 7
Coding region: 1-615 (204 amino acids)
Source: RefSeq, a predicted model, not a curated record
AUGGGUAUUCUCGCGGGACAAAUCGGGCAUAUGACAACUGGAAAAAUAGACAUUGCCGUGGAAACUAUUUUCUUGCUCAUAGCUUUUGUUGCGGUUGGUGGACGGCUAUGGUCAAGGAAACUUCGACGGGUUGGAUUUCAAAUCAAUGACUGGGCAAUUCUAGUUGCAACAAUUCUCAUGACCAGUCGUUACGUUGUCGAGGUCAUCGUCGUCUUAUGGUGUGGCCUUGGUCUUCAUGUUGAAGAGGUCAUGAAGUACGGAGGGCCAGAUGUUCUUGUUAGAUUUGGGAAACUCGAGUACGCCGAUAACCUCCUUUGGGUUACACUUUGUGCUUUGGGGCUUCGUUCGUCUACUGACCUCAUUAUCGACAUCAUCACAAUUCUCUUACCUAUGCCGGUCCUGUGGAACUUGCAGCUUCCAACCCGAAAGAAGCUUGGGCUUAUGGGUAUCUUUGCGCUAGGAUUCAUUAUUAUAGCCAUCACUUGCAAAAAUAGCUCUGCUUUCAAGUCUUGUCCCGCUUCUGGGCAUCACCAACACAUGUCUACCAAUCUUGCCUCCUGCACUGAAGAGGAUUUUCAAGAUAACAAAGUUUGCGUCCUCAGCUCAUGGAUCUGA